GGGACGAGUGAGUCGCUGCCGCUGAGAGUGUACGCACGCCAAGAAGAGUCUGUAUAUCGAUAGUAACCUGUUGAGGUCCACCGGACGCACGUCUCUGCCCGCUUGACAGUUGGGUUCUUGUUCGCCUCUCCAUUUCGCCACUGCAUUGCAUUUUUCAGUUGUCUUAUUUUAUUUUUAUUUAAUUCAGUCACUUUGCUUUGAUUUCCUUGCCACAGUUUGGUGGUCUUCUCACCGACGGAAAAUGAAAUGAUGAUGAACGAAGUUUUCCGGUUUUUUUUUGCCACGGAAGUUCCUUGGAAAUAAAUGCCGAGUUUUGUUUUGAGUUGCAUUUCUUUAAGUGAUGUGUUGAAAUUCGCCCGGUAGUUGUGUUUCAAACUUUCUCUGUGGAUUUGUUUACUGACGGUGCCACGUCGUGUUUUCAAGAUUACGGACAAACAUCACGUCCGACAUGGACCACGAGGCCGCAUUGUUUACAAAAUAUUGACGGGAAACGACGAAGCCAUGAGAUUUCAAAGCCGAUUUCAUGAAUGAAAACACUCAAAUGGAUGAGGUAGAUCACAGCAGUGUAGUACAAUACGUUCGCCACCCUACUUGAAAACCCCGGAAAUUCAGAUGAACUUUUUCAAUUCAUCCUCGUUGUGAUUCUCCACCAGAGAGCAUCACUGGACGCAUCGGGCCACGGGAAGAGAAAGAUCACUGCUAUGGAAUAAAUCGAGAGACAGAGAGAGUCGCGCCGUCAAGGGAGACAAUGAUGCCUGGACCUUCUGGGGUUUCCACCUCCUUUGUGGUCAUCCUGCUCGUCCUUUUAUCGUUGAGCCUUCUGGUGUCCUGCGGGGGGAAGGAGGAGGAGGAGGAGGAGGAGUUGGUGGCAGCGGCAGCAGCAGCAUCUCCCGCAGGAAGCCGGGCUAAGAAGGAAGUCGCGAGGGCGCACAACAAUGGUCCCAGUUCAUCCUAUAGACUCUUCAUCAAACCCAUGAGGGCGCCGGUGCCCCAACUGACAUCGAGGACCAAAGCCACUGAGGCUUCGUCGUCGGACCUGUUCGAGGAGCCAGACCGCCAUGCCCCCCAUCAACAGCAGCGUCCAGUCAUUUCCUUGAAUCCCAUGCCCAAGUGGGCUGCCCCCGCUUCCCCUCCCCCUACGUACCCGCAGAUACCCUCCAGCGAAGCCCCUGCGAGAUAUUAUCUCAAGUACGUCAACUCGGGCGCGCAAGAGCGCUCGCCCAUCCAAGACAGAUGGCGUCAGCAUCAGCAGCAAUACCGCCAUACCAAAGUAGCGCAACACACGAGCAGAGAAAUUCGGAAGGACCUACCGCGGUUUUCUCAUUCCAAAAAGAACUACGAAUUGAGUCAUGACCGCAGUACCAGUAACGUUAGUUUUAGCAUUAACAAAAGCAAAAUCAACGAGGGUGAUAUCAGCAAUAAUGCAUUUAGACAGGCUGUAGGUGAACGUAUGAGUGACCCAGUAACCCGUGGUAGUUCGGUGGGACCAAAAGACGCCUAUGAUUUUCACGAAUUAGACAAUCCCGGUCAAAAUAGGUUAGGGCUAGGGUACGACAGACACAGUCCUCCAUUUUCGAACAGAAGCCUCCAGUGGAAUGGAAGGCGGUCGACUGGGUAUUCCAGGGAGGACGAAGAGGUCUUAGAGGGGGUGUCCUUAGACGACCCGGAUGGCCUCCUUCCUGACCCAACCAGCUCGUCAGUCACAGCUUUAGAGAAACGCGUCCAACACGCGAACAUUCGCCACCGAAAGUCUCGAAGGAACUUCGUCAGGACGAGGAAGUCCCCGAAGAUGCGACCUCGAUCUCAGGUGGAUGACCGGGAGAUCGCCUCCACCUCCUCAGACGCGUCUCACCGCCUGGACCUUGACGUGAAGUGGGAAUCAUCAGAGCCCGAGGCAGUGGGCAAGGAAGAAGACUCUGAUGCCCGCGUCUUGGCUGAUGCCAUUCGAAGCACAGCUACUUCCCUCCCCUGGUCCUCCUCCGGGGCACCGAACUUGGAAAACAAGUUUCGUGCGACUGGUGACCUUGUGCCAACGGACGACAUUAACAUCGACGACGACUUUUCAAUUAUUCACACAGAGGAAGGCGGAAGGUCAGACGAUGUCGACGUCGUCACUAAAUUUUUGAGAAUCGUAGAGUCCCAACACCUGUUGGGGGAGAACUGCACCAAGGGCACCGACUUCAACCUGGGCGAGGGCGUUGUGGACAGCUACGCCCAAGAACGUUUCCGGCUGGAGGGCGAGAUUGCCGUCAACAGAGCUAAUCUGUACACCCGCCUGUGGAAGUAUUCCUCCGAGCAGGUCCUGGCAUCGGAGUACCUAUUGCAUGCCGAGGUCCUGACUAUGGUCGAGCUCGACGAGGACAUCUUCGCUGCUGGAAAUUGUUACGAUAAGUUCGAGUACGAAGACUACCUGCUUUACUGUCCGUUCGCGUACCGCCUUCCCGAGGGGAACAUACUGGUGAAGGACCUGGCAGUGGAGUACAAAUACCUUUCUAACACGUCGGAGUGGUUUUACAUCGCCAGGAAAAACGCCGAAAGAGCCAUCAAGAACUUUACCCACGUGACAAAAGACAGCCGAAGGAUGCUGAUAGGUUACCACACCUACACCUGGAACGAUACGGCCCACACGGAGCGCGUAGAGGAGGAGAUCCUGUCCGUAACGUACGAGGACGGACGCUGGAGCAAGCCUUAUUUCGACUGUGGCGGGGGUAACAUCUGGAUGAUGACGUACACCGUCCCUUUCUUCGGAUUUAGCAACGACACUUACUAUUUCAAAGGCACUAGUGGCAUCGACAUUGACCUUCGGCGGGUUGAUAUUGACCAGUGUCCCUCUCCGGACGGGUCCACGACGCGCAACAUUUUCGCCGACUCCGACAAAUGCAAAAACAGAACGACCAGGUGCAUAACGAUACCGGGCCUAGGCUUUCGGAGAGGCAGCUACAAAUGCGAGUGCCGGGAUGGGUUCUACUUUCCCGACAUAUCGGCCGACAAGAAGUACUUCAACGGCUCUCUGAUCGAGGAGGAAUACGAGAAGAAACUCAUGGGGGAAUUCUCGCAGUACGACAUCGAGGGCGAGUUCGAGUGCCGGCCCUGCGCCCCUGGGUGCGAGACCUGCAUCGACAGCAGCCCUUGCGUCGUCUCCCUCAACUGGGUCAUGAGGACGGGCAUCCUCAUCUUGGCCAUCAUCAUCAUCUUCAGCCUCCCGGUGAUCGUCCUCUUCACCUGGAAAUACGGAAAUGUCAAGGUUGUUCGAGCUGCCAGUCCUGCCCUCCUUCGCAUCAUCAUCCUGGGAGCGUUCUUCAUAUACUGCACGACGCUGGUGCUGUACCCGAUCCCCACCAUCAUCACCUGUACCUUACGUGUAUGGCUGAGAGAAGUAGGCUUCUCGCUCUCAUAUGGUGCCCUUAUGCUCAAGACGUGGAGGAUAUCCGUCAUCUUCAGGGUGAGGUCGGCGAAGGCGGUGAAGAUCACAGACUUGGACCUCAUGAAAAGACUGGGGAUCAUCGUGGGCGUCUUUGCCGUGUUUUUGGGAAUCCGCACCGUCGUUGCUCCUCCUCAGGUGAUCGUGUCCAUGACAGCAGACGACCUAAAAGCGUUUCUGUGUUCGACGGAUUGGUGGGACCACGCCUUCACAGCCAUGGAGAUGAUGUUCCUUGUGUGGGGGAUCAGGCUGUGCAUCAUGGUGAGGAAGGCCCCCUCGGAAUUCAACGAAUCCAAAUUCAUCUCCAUGGCCAUCUACAACGAGUUCUUGCUCUCCCUCUUCCUCAACGUGUCCAUGCUGUUCCUGCAGUCACCUGCGAAUCCGGACCUUUUGUUCAUCAUCUUCUUCUGCCACACCCAGUUAACCAUCACCCUCCUCAUCGCUAUCAUCUUCGGGAGUAAGGCCUAUUUGGUGUUCAAGGGUCAAGGGAAAGGAGAGGACAGCAUGUCCAUGACGAAACCAAUGGCUGCCAAGUUCCUCCAGAGGCCGAACGCCACCAACAGCCACAACAUGAUCACCUCGACGUCCUCUUCGGGUCAGGUCGAGGGCGACGUCCAGGAGGAGUUCCGUCGCCUGUACAUGCAGCUGGAGAUCCUGAAGGACAGAAACCUCCGCAUUGGCAACAAGGUGCUCUUUGCUAAGAUCGUCGCCAUGCAAGAGGCCGCCAACAACGCGGCGCGGGUGGCGGCCCCUCCCCCUGCGACGACCGUCGUGAUUACGGAGAAGAAGAACAACAACAACAGCGCGGAGAUCAGCAACAACUCCGACAAGCAAAACAGGAAGCCCAGCCGACGGGAGAGGAAGUACAGCGACGGCAUCGUCAUGAAGCCCUACGUCAACAACUAUCUGGCCAACAUGACGGACAAGAUCGUGUGCGCCACCUUUCAGGACGACUUAGGGGCGGCGACCUCUCCCGUCAACUUGGCUCUGUCCCCUUCGGAGGAGACCGCCGCGGCUGACGGGAGCAUCAGCCUGAGGAGUUCUUCGACCAUCGGAGGAGGAGUAGUAGUAGUAGGAGGAGGAGGAGGAGGAGGAGAAGAGGAGGAGGGCCUUCGGGAGGCUCACGCAUAUCAUCCCCUGGCAGCAGGGGACCGGUUCACCUCCGAUCGUCGCCCGGAGAUGAAGACCACCGUAGUAUUCUUCCUUCUUCCGGCGGGUUUCACGACAGGAGAUCCUCCCACGUCAGUUUGAAUUGCGCCGACAAGUACGCCCUGAGCGAGACCUUGUCGUGCCAGUGCCAGAGCGUUUCCCGGGAAAACGUGAACUGCAGCCGUCACGCCAGGAGAAAGUCCGGCCCUGAUUGCAAAAGUAGUGUAAGUGACAGAGAGGUGCGGUCGUCCUCCUUCGGGUUCCGCAGUGCGGAGCGCCUCCUCCUCCUGCGGAAGAGCGUCUCGAGUGACGGUACCGCCGCCGCCGAGAUCUCGGAGCGCGUGUGUCGUAGUUUAGAGAACCUGGACGAUAGUGCCACUCGAUGCGGCGCGGAAAGUGAGGCUAAUGGCGAGGACAGGUCGGUGCGAUCUGCCCAUUCGACACCCAGGAGGACCACCCAGGGGAGGUUCAGAGAGGUGCGUGACCCCGACCGUGCCCGGGCAUUUAUCCUCAACAACCUUUCCGACCGAGCGACGCUGACUGAGGAAGUGACAGUAUGAGACAGGGAGUGAGGCAGGUGGUCUUCGUUCUAGCAAUAGAAGGCAACCUGUGCCGAUAAAAGAUGAAAUCAGAAAAAGCGCAGUGAAAGGAAGUUUGGAAACAGAUAUCUUAUACGAAUGAAACAUAGAGUGAUUUAGUCGCUUCUCGGUCGAAGGCUGACGAUGAUGAAGGCGUCGUUGUACCAAGUGCGGUCUCUUGGAAACGAACCUUUCCAGGAACAGAGAUCCAGACAAAAAAAACUCGAGUUGCCAAUGAGUUGUCGUACGACAACGGAAAUUCCGGAGUUGUGAGAGAUCAGUAUUGUGUCGAUAUUGACUCGUAGGUGAGAGAGAAGCCGCUCGAGGAGUGGAUUCCGUCGAAGGAACUCUCUUGGAGAUUGUCUCAAGUAUUUGUUACCGGUCAGAGUUUGCUGAUUGCAACAGCAAUAAUAUGUAGAAUAAUCCGUAGAGUGUCGUUUGUGGCAAGGGUCGUUCAAAUGCUCAUUCCUUAAUCAUAGGUCAGAGAGACAUCAGGAGAAAGUAGCGAGGCACCCGAGCUUCGUCUGAGUAGAGGCGAUUGUUUGUUUGUCUUCAUAUCGUAGGCGUUUUCUACCUUGAAUUCCCGUUAGUCGUUUACUUCUGGAAAUGCAUCUGCUGAGUUCCAGGUUCGUUAAAAUGGAGGGUUAUCCCAGAAACCAUGUCGAAUAUACGAAGAUAAUCUAUGUUCUUCAUUAUUACUUUGUUACACUCUCAGAUUUCUCCCAAGAAAUUAAAGAUCUUAAGCAAACUGGGUCUGGAAUUAUAUUAUGAAUGAGUAUUAAUUUAAAUUACUGUUGGAAACAUCGUAUGUGCAAAGUGGCAGUUAGUAACCAUGGCAACCAAAAUCUCGGGUCAGUAAAUAUACUUCUUACUGAUCAUUCAUUCUACAGUCAUAGUUGUCUUUAAGUUAAAAACUCUCUCUCUCUCUCUCU
Macrobrachium nipponense is the source of this 6080-nucleotide messenger RNA. RefSeq lists its product as uncharacterized. The record is from RefSeq and is a predicted model, not a curated record. Lineage: Eukaryota; Metazoa; Arthropoda; Malacostraca; Decapoda; Palaemonidae. Gene Ontology annotation, cellular component: membrane. Gene Ontology annotation, molecular function: G protein-coupled receptor activity. Gene Ontology annotation, biological process: G protein-coupled receptor signaling pathway.